UUUAUUAAAAGCAUCACUAAACAAACGCUUUAAUGAACAAGGAUUACCUCUUAAAUUGUCAUUGGCAAGUGGCAACAUUCAAGCAAGUCUGGCACGACCUUUUGUGGAGUUUGUAGUUAAUAAACUUGAUUUAACCAAAAUGCUUGAGCAGCUGGACAAUUGGGAAUAUGCGGGGGAUGAAUUUUUUAUUCAGACACUUUUGGCUUCAGACGAUUUAAAGGCACCAAAUGCCUUUACACAUAAAUGCAUUGAUCAAAAAAUUAGUGUUCCGUAUGUGACUAGGUACUAG
Messenger RNA from Meloidogyne enterolobii, 289 nucleotides. The record is from the annotation of a GenBank genome assembly. NCBI's taxonomy places the organism in Eukaryota, Metazoa, Nematoda, Chromadorea, Rhabditida, Meloidogynidae.